This is a messenger RNA of Ostrea edulis (European flat oyster), 2274 nucleotides long. RefSeq names its product galactose mutarotase-like. Lineage: Eukaryota; Metazoa; Mollusca; Bivalvia; Ostreida; Ostreidae. Bases 985 to 2166 code for a protein of 393 amino acids. Gene Ontology annotation, biological process: beta-D-galactose catabolic process via UDP-galactose, Leloir pathway; regulation of DNA-templated transcription; glucose metabolic process. The transcript is spliced from 9 exons. Gene Ontology annotation, molecular function: aldose 1-epimerase activity; carbohydrate binding; transcription coregulator activity. The record is from RefSeq and is a predicted model, not a curated record.
AUUCUUAGUCAUGGUGCAUUGUAGGUACAGAUUUAUCGUUGUCUGAAUUAUUGUUGCAUUGCUCAUUAAUCAGGAAAUCAUCCAUUAAUCCCGGAGUAAAAUUCAUUGAUGAAUUGUGUCAUUUGUUUACAAUGAUUAGAUGUCUGUGUACAAACUUUAGCCCACUUAGUCUUAUUGGACAGCUUUCCCAUUUCCUGUAAAUGUAUGCGGUGAUAUUGAAAUACAAACAAAUCAAGUGUCAUUGGCAUGAAAGGGUUGCUCUCUAUCUCUCUUCUCUCUCUCUCUCUCUCUCUCUCUCUCUCUCUCUCCUCAACUUGCCAAAUUGAUUCUUGAGUAUAUCGGUAUAGAUAUAUUUACUAUAUAGGGCGGUAGUAUCACCCGUUUACCAAAAUUUGCAUUGCACCCUAAAAUUAUGGGGAAUGGCGCUAAUGAAACAAAAUCUUCAGAUAAAUAGCCAAUCUAAUUAAAAUCAGAUCUUCUCUAACCUUUACACUGGAGGAGGAGUAACGGUUAGAGAAGAUCUGAUUUUAAUUAAUUAGCUUGAUAAAUAGCAAUUGGGGUGAAAAUACUUGUAAAGCACCACUGGUGCAAGUUAACUCGGGGUUUUCAUUGUGCUGAUGAAAAUAACAUUAACAUUUUAAAAUGGAUUCAAUAACAAAUGAACAAAAUCACAAGUCAAUUAAAGAUUGUUACCUCAAACAAUAGCUUUGUCCUUUGAAAAAAUAGUCAAGUAUCUGGUUGGUAUAGAUAUCAGUGAGCAUGCCGAUUAGUUGGAUCCGCUCUUGGUAGCCUAUAUUUAGAUUGUUGUGAAAGGCGAUAAAGCCUCCCUUAUUUAAAAAGAAAAAAAGUUGUGACCCUAUUUGUAGAUUGUUCACUGGAGUAAAACAGGUAAGCUGGUAUGUGCACACAGACACGUUAAAUGGUUGGGGUUUGGCCCGUUAAUAUUCAGACAUUGCAAAUGUCAUGUAUUGACUCUCAUCCAACAUGAUGCGUAACAGGAGAAAUGACCUUCAUACGGCGAAUAGGAAUUUUUGCUUUAUUUUGGCCUUCCUCACAGUGUUGAUUAUAGUGCUAAUUAGUGUGGUGAUUUAUCUGGCUGUUAAAAAUCAAAAAGGUGAAGAAGACCAUCCACCAGCAAUGAUCACAAGUUCUCCAUUCGGAAAUCACGAAGGAAAAGAAGUCCUAGAGUACACUUUAAAGAACAGUAAAGGCACAGAAAUACAUAUUCUUAACUAUGGAGGAAUUAUUAGGAAGAUCGUGGUACCGGAUAAAAACGGAAAGAUGGACGAUAUUUGUCUUGGUUUUGAUGGCAUGGAAGGAUAUGCCGAAAAUCCGCCCUAUUUGGGGGCUUUAAUUGGGCGCUAUGCCAACAGGAUAGCAGAAGGACGUUUUACUAUUGAUGGCAAAACAUAUCAGUUGGACACAAACAAUGAACCUAACGCCCUUCAUGGAGGAAAAGUUGGAUUUGAUAAGAGGGUAUGGGAAUCAAAAAUUGACGGUGACGUCCUGCAGUUGACUUAUGUUAGCGCCGAUGGAGAGGAGAAGUACCCGGGCGAGGUCAAAGUAACCGUGAGAUACCAACUGACCGAUGACAAUGAAUUGGUCAUUCAAUACUCGGCUACAACAUCAGCGAAGACAGUCAUCAAUCUCACAAACCAUGCCUACUUCAAUUUAGGUGGACAGGUGUCUGGUGACAUUGGGAACAUUUUUGAUCACAACGUGACGAUAACGGCUGAUAAAUACACACCAGUGGAUGAGGUUUCCAUUCCCACAGGGGUGAUUGCUGAUGUAGACAAGACACCUUGGGACUUGCGCACCAUGAAGAACUUGGGAGAAAUGAUUCCCACCGUGCCUGGAGAUGUAGGAUACGAUCAUAACUUCUGCUUUGGAAAGACCGGCUGGCGGAAAUACAUGGCAAGGGUGGAACAUCCUGCCUCGGGUCGAUUUCUAGAGAUGUACAGCACGGAGCCAGGUGUACAGUUUUAUACCGCAUACUACUUAAACGCAACCGGAAAAGGCGGGGCCAGUUACAAGAAAUUCGAUGCUUUUUGUCUGGAGGCUCAACAUUAUCCGGACAGUCCAAAUAAACCAAAUUUUCCUACAACUUUGUUAGCGCCAUCUGAUACUUAUCUACAAACAACUUCAUACAAAUUUGGAGUGAUGUGAUCUCGUGACCAUGCUACAUUGAUGAUUAUAUCAUCUUUACUGUAUACAUUAAUUAUUAAUUUUGUAUAAUAAAACUGUUACUAUGAUCUUUGAUCGUAAUCGAACGUU